This is a messenger RNA of Belonocnema kinseyi, 8435 nucleotides long. RefSeq names its product multidrug resistance protein homolog 49-like (gene Mdr49). Gene Ontology annotation, molecular function: ABC-type transporter activity; ATP binding; ATP hydrolysis activity. Gene Ontology annotation, cellular component: membrane. Gene Ontology annotation, biological process: transmembrane transport. The transcript is spliced from 18 exons. The record is from RefSeq and is a predicted model, not a curated record. NCBI's taxonomy places the organism in Eukaryota, Metazoa, Arthropoda, Insecta, Hymenoptera, Cynipidae. Bases 1158 to 5201 code for a protein of 1347 amino acids.
AGGAGCCAGUGUAAAACGGCCUUCUGUCCGCACGGUAUCGAAGUAAGUAUUGUUAAGUGUCUCGAUUACCGAUCGAGCGAUACGAUCGCUAAGGUCCUUGCUCGAGACAAGACGCGUCUAGACGAUUUUCGGCUUCGAAGUCAAUCCUCAAGAUCCAAGAAGAAGGGUGGUGUGUGUAAAGAGAAAGGUGAAAGAAGACAUAUAGCUCAACUUACGACCUCUUGCUGUAUGCUCUGUGUGCGCUGACAGAGACAUUUAACCUGAUAACGAGGGACCGAGAGAGACAGCUAGCGUACAUGUGUCGUGUGUCAUCAUCUGUUCACCCGCAACCAUUCGAGGCGCCGCUGGUUCACUCUAAAACCAACCACGAGUUGAUUUUGCGAGUACGUGAAUGGGUUUACGUUUCCGAGGCUAGGAGGCCAUUUUAUUGAUUUUUGCAGCAAAAAGUACAACCACACAGCCCGUAACCGAUGAGUGUUAGAUUGACAGGAGGCCAUAUGGUGAAGCAGAGGAGGUUUAUCGGUAACACAAACAAUAAGAUGAUCAAUAUACGGGAACAUUUAUAACUCCUGAACUGCAUGAGAGCAACCCGUGGUAUGUAACCGAAAGGAUUUGAAAGUCCGAAAAAAUUGAAACGCUGAAUGCGUGUCUACGACUCGAAGAUACUGAUAAGUAUUCUUACAAAGUUUCGCAAGGAGAUCGGUUUCUAACUGGAUCAUUGCAGGAUAGCAGUUCGCGGUUCAUUUAUGCUUUUUCAGGUGCUUAGCAGGUAUUCCAAAAAGUUCGCUGGCUCGAUGUUGAUCCAGUAGUGAUUAUUUGUGAUCUGGGAAGUUCCCAAUACCCUGGACGUGCUAUUUUUUAUGCAGGUUUUAGGUAUACAAAUGCUAUAAAUAUAUUGUGAGGCUCAAAGAAAUUUAGCGAAAAGUAAGGAAUAAGGAAAAACCAAAGGAUUGCAAGUGAUAUUUUUUCCAUGUUUAUUUUCUUUAUCCGUGAUAUAUAUUGAAGCAGAUUUUAUUAUUAUUGACGUAUAAUUGGAGAAGUUACAAAUUAUAGUGGAUACGCUUUGAGCGCUAAAUUAAAUCAAAUCUUUCUUCUUUCGACUUUUGUGCCGUCAAGGCAGAGUUUCUUCAAUAUGAGUUGUUAACUGAGAAUGCGCGAUGACACAGCGAAUUUAUCAGUGGUCCUCGAAUCCUCGCGAGACUCCGCAGGAUAUCCAAAUGGAACCCCCCAGAAUAAACUCUCAACUCUCAGAAAAAAUCCUCUCGAGGUACACACAACGAGACAAGGACAAGGAUAACGGCGAAGCGGAAUUUAUGCUACAGGAAAAUGGAGAUCCAAUUGAAUUCGUGCCCCCUCAAACCAAAGAGGAGAAGGUCGCCCCGGAAGCACCUACGCUACCACCCGUACCUUACUACAGACUUUUUCGAUUUGCGACAUUCGGGGAGCUGAUGCUUGUAUGGGGGGGUCUCUUUAUGGGAACCCUAACUGGACUUUGCAUUCCCAUUUCUACCAUUCAGUAUGGAGAAUUCACAACUUUAUUGGUUGAUCGUAACAAAGAAAACGAGACGAGUACGCCAACUAUCAUCAUGGAGUGGUUCGGCGGAGGAAAGAUUUUGUAUCCGAACGCAACGAGAGAAGAACGGAUGGAUGCCUUAUACGAUGACUCGGUGGCUUUUGGUGUAUCUUGUGCGGCUUUAUCCUGUUUUCAGUUCGUCUUCGCCAUAUUUACAGUGGAUUUACUUAACAUCGCUGCAUCAAGGCAGAUCGCUAGAUUAAGAAAAAUGUUUCUACAGGCGGUCUUAAGGCAAGAUAUGUCAUGGUAUGAUACUAACACCUCGACGAAUUUCGCCAGCAGAAUUACUGAAGAUCUGGACAAGAUGAAAGACGGUAUAGGCGAGAAAUUGGGGAUCUUCACAUACUUAAUGGUGUCCUUCAUCUCAUCCAUCGUCAUCUCCUUCAUCUACGGUUGGAAGCUAACUCUCGUGGUGCUCAGUUGUGCACCAGUGAUUGUCAUAGCAACAGCAGUAGUGGCCAAGGUUCAGGCUUCUCUCUCAGCCUUGGAGUUGGCAGCUUAUGGUCAAGCAGGAAGUGUUGCAGAAGAAGUUCUUGGAGCUGUGAGAACUGUGAUUGCGUUCAAUGGCGAGCAGAAAGAAGUUGGCAGAUACGCACAGAAAUUAGUGCCGGCUGAGAAAACUGGUAUAAAACGUGGAUUGUGGUCUGGUGUUGGUGGUGGUGUUAUGUGGUUUAUCAUCUACUUGAGUUACGCCUUGGCGUUUUGGUAUGGUGUACAACUAAUCUGGGAAGAUAGGCCUAACAUCGAUAAGGAAUAUACGCCGGCUGUGUUAGUGAUUGUGUUUUUCGGUGUUCUCGCUGGUGCACAAAACAUGGGCUUGACAUCGCCUCAUCUGGAAGCUUUCGCAGUCGCCAGGGGAUCUGCUGCUGCCAUCUUCCAGGUUUUAGAUCGUGUACCUACAAUCGACAGUCUCAGCAAAACGGGACAGAAACUGGAGUCUGUGACUGGAGAAAUAGAAUUCAAGGACGUUCACUUCCGCUACCCUGCUAGGAAAGAUGUAAAAGUACUUCAGGGUUUGAAUCUCAAGAUCAAACAUGGUGAAACCGUCGCUCUCGUGGGUGGUUCAGGAUGCGGAAAAUCAACGUGUCUCCAAUUGAUUCAGAGACUCUACGACCCUCUUCAAGGACAGGUAUUCCUCGAUGGUGUUGACAUAGCAAAGUUAAACGUGCAGUGGCUUCGAUCUUAUAUCGGUGUCGUCGGUCAGGAACCGGUUCUUUUUGACACGACUAUCCGUGAGAACAUCCGCUAUGGAAAUGACAGCGUUACCGAAGAACAGAUGAUCAAAGCCGCCAAGGAAGCGAACGCGCACGACUUCAUCAGCAAACUGCCGGAGGGCUACGAUAGUCAGGUCGGUGAAAGAGGUUCUCAACUCUCAGGUGGUCAAAAACAAAGAAUUGCAAUUGCACGAGCCCUGGUUCGAAGACCCGCAAUUCUUUUACUUGAUGAGGCAACAUCAGCUUUAGAUUUACACAGUGAAGCUACAGUUCAAAGAGCACUAGAUGCUGCAGCCAAAGGUCGAACUACCGUCGUUGUGACCCACAGACUUUCGACAAUCACCAAUGCCGAUAGGAUCGUUUUCAUCAAGGAAGGACAGGUCGUUGAGAUGGGUACUCACGAGCAGCUAAUGGUUCUUGGCAAACAUUACUAUGGCCUCGUCUCAGCUGACGCCAACGCAGUAGCCAAAGCAAAGGCAACUGCUUCUGCCGCUAAGACCGUGACUGCAACCAAAGCUGUGAAACCAAAGCCACCAUUGAAGAAACAAUUUUCGACCUUGUCUAUGCACUCUCAUCGUCUGUCUUUAGCUGGUGGAUCCGAUACGUCUGAAAUACAACUGGAAGAGCACGAGAAGCCUUACGAUGCGCCGAUUAUGAGAAUAUUCAAUCUAAAUAAACCUGAAUGGAUUUACAAUGUCAUUGGUUGCUUCGCAGCGGCUGUGGUAGGUGCAUCAUUCCCAGCCUUUGCAGUUCUCUUUGGAGAAGUCUAUGGAGUUUUCGUUGAAACUGAUGAAGCUCAGGUCCAGCGAAGAACCAUAACCUACUCCUGUCUUUUCAUCGUAGUCGGAUUAGUCACAGGCAUUGGAACCUUCCUGCAAAUGUACAUGUUUGGAUUAGCAGGUGUUCGGAUGACAACGAGACUUCGAAGCAUGACUUUCGAGGCUAUGUUGAAGCAAGAAAUGGGAUGGUAUGACGAGGACACAAACAGCGUUGGUGCUCUGUGUGCCAGACUCUCGUCCGAUGCAGCCGCAGUUCAAGGAGCCACAGGAAGUCGAAUUGGCGCGAUUCUUCAAGCGUUAUCAACUUUAGUCCUAGGUAUUGGAAUCUCAAUGUAUUACACCUGGAAGAUGACAUUGGUCUCCGUGAUUUCCAUCCCCAUGGUACUCGGUGCUGUGUUCUUUGAAGCGAGGAUCAUGAGUGGCCAAGGACUCCAGGAAAAGAGAAAAAUGGAAUGUGCCACGAGGAUCGCAAUCGAGGCAAUAUCGAAUAUCCGAACUGUGGCAAGCCUGGGGAAAGAAGAGGCGUUUUUGAAUCGGUAUUGUGUAGAGUUGGAAUAUGUCGCGCAGGCAACUAGGAUCAAAAACAGACUUAGAGGAUUGGUUUUCUCAUGUGGUCAAACGACUCCGUACUUUGGAUAUGCGCUGAGUCUUUAUUAUGGAGGGUACCUCGCAGCUCGAGAAGGUUUGGAAUAUGAGAAUGUUAUCAAAGUGUCGGAAGCCUUGAUCUUUGGAUCUUGGAUGCUUGGACAGGCACUGGCCUUUGCUCCCAAUUUCAACACUGCGAAAAUUUCUGCUGGAAGAAUUUUCAGACUAUUGGAUAGGGUACCGGAAAUCAUGACACCACCGGAAUAUGAAGAAAAGGAUAAAGAUUGGAAAGCAGAUGGUCUGAUUCAGUUCUCUAAAGUUGAGUUCCACUAUCCAACGCGACCCGAGAUGCAAAUUCUCAGGGGUCUCAAUUUGAUUGUCAAGCCUGGGCAGAUGGUAGCUCUAGUUGGACAGAGCGGUUGCGGUAAGUCCACCUGCAUCCAACUUCUGCAAAGGCUCUACGAUCCGCUUACUGGAACUAUUACUAUGGAUCGCCGUGACAUAUCCGCAGUCUCUCUUCCCAUUCUGCGUCGGCAACUAGGUGUCGUUGGUCAAGAGCCAGUGUUGUUUGAUCGCACUAUCUCCGAGAACAUCGCCUACGGCGCCAAUGAUCGAUACGUACCGAUGGAUGAGAUCAUUGAAGCAGCCAAAAAAUCCAACAUUCACAGCUUUGUCAGUUCUCUACCCUUGGGCUAUGAUACGAGAUUAGGUAGCAAGGGGACGCAACUAUCCGGAGGGCAAAAACAGCGUAUCGCUAUCGCACGUGCUUUAGUCAGAAAUCCUCGAAUACUGCUGUUGGAUGAAGCUACUUCUGCACUGGAUACACAAAGUGAAAAGGUGGUGCAAGCUGCCUUAGAUAAAGCCAUGGAGGGUCGGACCUGCAUAACCAUUGCCCAUCGGCUGGCCACUAUAAGAAACGCUGACGUGAUUUGCGUCCUGGAAAAGGGAACCGUCGCUGAGAUGGGUACUCACGAUGAUCUCAUCGCUGCUGACGGCCUCUACGCACAUUUGCACAAUCUUCAAGAAACCGCGAUGGAAGGGUCUGGGUAAUCGUACGCCACUCAAAAUUGUCUGCACCUCCAUAGGUUUUGUAGAAAAACGCUCCGGCUUAGGUUUAGCUUUUCUCCAUUCGAAAAUCGAAGAAGAUCCCGGGAGAGCCGCCAGAAUUACCUUUCUUCCGAAGAUCAUCCUUUCCCUCCAGUAGGAAAUAAUUAAUCUCUCUAUUAUCCUCUAAUUGCACUUUGAAAGAGCUCUUGAAAAAAUGGAAUUGCCGCUUUAACCUCAGUGCCUUACUCAUGCCUUUGAGUGAGAAUUCACAGCAAAUAUUCUGGUGCGCAGGAGCUAAAAUACAAGGUUAAAAUGGAGAUAAAAAUCAAGAUUAUUAGAUCGAAUGAUAGUCUCAAAAUGUAGUUUAGAAAAACUAAUAUUUAUUUAAUCAUUUCGUAUUUUUAAAAGGCCUUCCAUGAUUUCAUAGUUAAAAGAAAAAGCAGCAGAAAAGUUUCAAUGUGAAAAAUUUUAUUUUGACCGGUUUUAAAGGUCGUUUAGAACAUCGACUUAAACAUGUAAUAUUAAGACCACAAAUAUUGCUCCUAUGCCCAACAAAUUUUACUUCAUGACUGUGCCAUCCGGUCUACUUAUGUUUGAAUGCAAAUUUUGUGUGAUUCAUCCGACGAUAAAAUUGCGGCAAGUAUGAUCCGAGUAUUCAAAGUAAUAACUCAUUAGUCUUUAUCAGAGGCAAUAUUAUCUUCGGGUGGAUCAACUGGAUCUGAAAAUCAUCUGUUGUUGAUUUUAUUCGUGUUUAUGUUACGUAUGAUAGAUAUUUAGUUAUUUGAAAUUUUAUACAACCAUAUGAAGCUGAAUCCUUCAACCAGGCUGGGGCUCAUUUGCUAACAGAUAGUAAACUGAAUCAGACUUGGCUUACACGAGACAUAAUUGGUUCUAGCUAAUCGUCAAGAUGUCUAGACAGAAUCCAGGUUUCGAAAUCCGACGAUAACCUUUUUAAAAGUGAUAUACACAUUAGUUUUGAAAAAUAUAGUUUGAUUAAAAUGGUCUUUAUAAAAAUAGUUUUGCAGAUAAUUUUAGCGUGUUUCUUUCAAAUAUUUUUUAAAGGACCUGAUGGUUCCCGGUGCUUAGAAUUUUUUUUAUUGUAUAUUAAUCUAACUGUUAAACUCAUUCCUAUAUUCAGUUUUACUGCCAAUAAUCCUAAACCUGAAUCGGUCUAAACUGAAGAUUUUAGAUUCAGCCCUUGACUAAAAAAUUUGAUCUGAGGCCAAUAUCACAUAACAGAGUGCUACUUCCAUUUGUCCAUAUUCUGACACUAAUCCAUCCUCUAUGUAGAGCAUCGAUCGAUGCAAUCAUCCAUUAGAAAAAAAUAAAGAUUUAAAUUAUUGUCAUUGUGCCAAGUAUCAUCUAGCAUUUUGAACUUAUUGACAUAAUUUGUUGAUGCAAAAAGUAGAAAAACUGUUUAUUUAACAAUGUCGUUAUUAGAUAGAAUCUUUCGAGAACAAGUGAAAUUUAAAAAUUUUCUAUACUAGUCCAACUGUCGAUUAGUUUGAUAAAUGCAUUUUAAAAAUGCGACAAAUAGCAAGGUGUCUUAAUAUUAAUAUUAAAACUCGUUUACGAUUCACGGCGCCUUGCAAAGUGAAGGAAAAUUAGCUGAACAGCUGUCUCUUGAACUUGAGACCUCAGAUAUCUAGUUUUCCAACAGUUUCAAGUAGGUGCUUCCCAUGUAUUCGUAGUUGGUGGAAUGAAUCGCUAUGCAGGUACGAAGGGAGCUAAUUAGUACUCUCGCUAACGAAGGGCCUUCAUCAGAAAAUUGUGCCUUUCACCUUCAUUUCCAAUGAACUUCCAGUACUUAUAGAGUUCUCAUUUAAUCUCGAGAUACAAUCAAUUCAAACAUCUCUUUCGGGAAGUAAAAAGCUAUUUGAUUUUAUUUUUUUAAUUCUGAUUUUUUGAGCCAAAAUUCAUGUCCUUGAUGGAAAGUGAAGUUAGGACUUUCUAAGGUAAUCUAAUCGUGGAUGCUUGGUAGGCAUAAACAUAUAUCUUUUCCAAAGUUAAAUUUCCUGAAUAAGAUAAAUAUAUAUCACAACAUUGCAGUACAGGUGCCUUAAUUAAGAAUCAGUUCAAUGCCUAAGAAUUUAUCGACAGAUUUGCACGAACGUACUUAUAUAUACGUCAAAAUACUUAUCUGUUCGUUCAUAAAUAUUUUUGAAAGGACACUAGUUAAAUAUUAAUUAUAUUGCCUAAAUCUUUGUGGCGUUUAUCGUCAAACGAAGGUAAAAUAUUUACUUGAGAUCUACUUAAAAGUGCGAUACUUAAUCAUUAGUGCUUUAUCGCAAUGACAAUAUAUAAUCAACUAGCAAAGAUAGCGUUCGUGUUCACUUUUUGAGAUUUAGUAUAGCAAGUUAAACUAUGUUUAAUUAUUUUACGAGUGACAAGUCAAAAGUUGAAAAUCAAAGAGAUGAAAUAUGGAUUUUAAAUUUAUCGAUUAACAAUUAAUUAUUAAUCGGUGCCUUGCAGAAAUUAUUUUUUGCGUAGAGAGCUAUACUAAAUCUUUUAAAGAAUGCUUAUUGUAAUUUACGUGUGUCGGUAUUCAGUACUAAAGUAUUUUACUAAAUAUUGUAGUUUUGAAUAGUCGAGUGCUGAUAAUAAAUUUUGUAAGCAUAAGAUACCAUAUUUUUUCAUAUGUUUUUUACAAAUUACAUCAUAAAAAUGUGGUAACUUACAUACAGUUUUAAUUUCAUUCUGCGGGUCUUUAUUGUAAUUGAAUAUUUUUCUGCAGCAGAAAUAAAAAUCUUUAUUAAUAACUUGAAAAUCUGAUAAGAACAUUGAGUCCUCAUUUUUUAUUGAAUAAUGUCAAAUAGCUUUGGACGAUUUUUCAAACGUUUUUAUUCGCUACUGCAGCGAAAGUGUUCAAGUUUUUCGAAGCAUCAAUCAAACCAUGAAUUUUCAUACGUCAAGAGAUAAUUUUCUCGUUCGUAUUUAAUACGGUCUAUUUGAUUUAAAAGCAAUUUCGAAGAGUGAAAAUGUAUGCACACAUUUUACAGUGAUACUAGCAGUAUGUCGACGUGGAAGUAUUACUUUUUUGUCAUGUAAGUAUAAAUAUAUAUGCAUAUAUCUAUAUAUAUAUAUAUAUAUUCAUCAAUUAUGCGCGCGUGUGUACAUGUGUAAGUGUGUAUGUGCGAGAGCGUGCACGAUUACGCGCGUGCGCGAGAAAGAAAUGUAGUGGAGCAGAGGAGAAUGAAAAUCAUAUACUUUUUUGCGAAAUAAAUCGGAAAAAUCACA